AAAUCAAAAUAAAACAAAGUAAAAUUGCUUGAUCUCCACCCAUUCCAAUUUCCGAAAGAGCCAUAGAUUUUCAACCCAAUCCACGCGAAAAAACAAAAAUCAACCGGAUGUACCCCGUAUCUCAAAUCAACAAAGCUCGCACUCUCUGUACAUGUGCUCCAUCUAAACUCCAUAAAAAUGCCACAAAUCUUGUGACCCCUAAAUUCCAUCAAUUUCUUCGCAUCUUCAAAUUCUACUAAAUGCUAAAAACUAGUCAAGAAUUCCUCUGCUUUUAGCAAAACAAUCACAUUAUCUGAUUACUGAAUUUCACUUACAUGAUGGGUGGAUUACAAUUUUGUUUAAAAUUAGGAGGAAUCAAACUUAUAGCAUUCAUGCCCUAUUUAUCACCCACCCAUUUCCCAAAAAAGGCAAUUUCUUUUUCAUUUUCACCUCCUCAAAACCCAAUUGCAGCAUAUACAAGAAAGUUCCCAAAUUUAAAGGUUGAUCAUCAAAGAAUUAUGGUGUUUUCUUCAGCUGCAGGAGAGAGAAUUGGAAGUGAGUGUGAUAAUAUUCAAACUUCACCUGGUGAAAAUGGAGGUGGGUUUUUACAGUUAUCAGAUGAACAGUUGAUGAGUCAAUGUGUAAUGGAGACUUUUAAGUCUUCUGGACCAGGUGGGCAGCAUAGAAACAAAAGAGAAACUGCUGUUCGUCUUAAGCAUCUUCCUACUGGUGUUAUUGCUCAGGCUGCUGAGGAUCGAUCACAGCAUAAGAAUCGUGCCUCGGCAUUAGGGCGGCUUCGAGCUCUUUUGGCUCUUAAAGUAAGAAGAUCUGUUGAUCUCAAUGCUUAUUCUCCUCCGCCAGAGCUUCUUCAAAUUCUUCCCACGAAAUCUACUAUUAGAGGAUCAGAAUGUGGUCCACAAAUUAAAUCCAAUAAUACAAAAUUUGUUGAGGGAAUGCAAGCAUUACUAGAUCUAAUCUUUGCAGUUGAAGGUUCCAUAGCAGAUGCUUCUAAGUACUUGGGGAUGAGCACAGGGGCUCUGUCACGGCUCAUUCUCUCUGAUGACAACCUUCGUGGGGCAGUUAAUGAGUUAAGAGCAUUGAAGGGAAUGAAGCCACUCAAGUAAAUAUCACUUUUGACUUUCUGAGGUUGGACCGCAUCAGGUGUUUGAUGCUUCUUCUAGUGCUCGAUGCUAAAAUAACCUCAGCUGGAUCACAAUGCAUAAACCCCAAAGUGGUUCUUCAUUGCUGAAAGACCAUGAACUAGAUAUUGCUGGCACCUGAUCAAAUAUGGUUGGACUAGUGUGUAAUUGCUAGAACCUGUAUAUUCAUCAGGGGACAAGUGAAAGAUUCGACCAUCUAGUGCAUAUAAAUGUUCGUGAACAUCGCUUCGUGUCUUAAACCUCCUAGAAGCAAGGAUGAGUACAGAUCAUUGCCCUCGCUUCAGUUUCAAGUAUAUCACUUUCUGCUCAGUUCUCUCCCUAAGUUAUUUACACCCUUCAAUAACUACUAGUUUUAAUUAUAUGCUCAUAUGUAAAAUUCGACUGAAAGUUUUCUCCAUGAAAUUUGAGGAGAUCGCUUGUUGGAAGAACUAACAGCAGGAUACUUGGAAACACAAUUUCGGAAGCUUCAUAUAGGAGUCAAUGAAACAAUUCAAUUGAUCAAAUUGUAUCUGAAUUUGGGAACUUGGGAUUAUAAACUUUCUCUCAAUAUAAUCAUUUUGAUGCCUGAAACGGAUUCUUCAA
Molecule: messenger RNA, 1721 nt
Organism: Beta vulgaris subsp. vulgaris (sugar beet)
Lineage: Eukaryota; Viridiplantae; Streptophyta; Magnoliopsida; Caryophyllales; Amaranthaceae
Exons: 7
Coding region: 315-1103 (262 amino acids)
Biological process (GO): translational termination
Cellular component (GO): chloroplast
Molecular function (GO): translation release factor activity
Source: RefSeq, a predicted model, not a curated record